Molecule: messenger RNA, 572 nt
Organism: Agrilus planipennis (emerald ash borer)
Lineage: Eukaryota; Metazoa; Arthropoda; Insecta; Coleoptera; Buprestidae
Product: tyrosine-protein phosphatase non-receptor type 23-like
Exons: 3
Coding region: 16-477 (153 amino acids)
Biological process (GO): protein dephosphorylation
Molecular function (GO): protein tyrosine phosphatase activity
Source: RefSeq, a predicted model, not a curated record
AGAAAUCUUAUUCAUAUGCAAUUCACAGCUUGGCCUGGAAGUCUGUUUCCACCAUUCCAUGUAUUUUCGAACUUUGUGAAAGAAAGCAUCAAUUGUUGGAAAGAGCAGCAAAGAACGACUUCGCAGCCAAUACUCGUGCAUUGCCUCUCCGGUAAUGGAAGAAGUGGUCUGUUUUGUUUAUUAACUACAGCAAUAAUUGAAUUUUUAAAUAAACCAACGAAUAUACCAGAUUUACUAGCUAUUGCUUCUGGUAUAACUACCGCUCGAAAGAAUAUUUUGCGUGAUAGGGAACAUCUUAAGUUUGCAUUUCAGGUUUUUCUACAUUAUCUACAAGAUAUUCAGUUAACAAACUUAGGAGUGAAAAGUGCACCAGAAACUGAAAAUUUUGGAAAAGAAAAACCGUUAGAAAAGCCUACAGAUAAUACAGAUCCUUUAAGCACUUUAGACCCUUUAUGGGCAACAAAAAGAAGUAAAUAAUUGAUCCAUAAUUUAAACAUAUUCGCUUUAUAAACUGAUUAAUCUUCAAGAUUUGUUACUUUUAUUUGGGCACGAAUAAAAAUGAAAUAUUAAUA